Molecule: messenger RNA, 4479 nt
Organism: Closterium sp. NIES-67
Lineage: Eukaryota; Viridiplantae; Streptophyta; Zygnematophyceae; Desmidiales; Closteriaceae
Source: the annotation of a GenBank genome assembly
UUGGGGUUGGGGAAAUUUGUCACUCUACUGUAACAGCUGCAAAUUGGUUGGGAACAACCAAGCUAGGUUGGCAAGGGUGGCCAACUUGGAUGGAUUGGUUGGGAAGGGACAAAGGUCAAAGUUGAGGUUCCUAUAGGGAGGGAAUCUUUGUGCUUAUGGGGUUUCCUUGGUUGGGGACUCUCUUGGGACCUUCCCUCUCGUCCCUCUCCAUCUAUCCCAACCUUUCUCUUGCUCCUUCUAAUUCCUUAAUUUCGGAUUUAUAUUUUGAGUAAUUCUAGCUCCUAAGUUCACCUAGACUCUGUCCUUAAUCCUAACAAGUGGUAUCAGAGCCAUAUUAAGGACAUUGAGAGGAGUCUACAGAAGUGUGAAGACCCUUCUAGACCCACCAUGGCCUCAAGAUCAAUGGACACCUGAGUGGCUAAGGCAGCAGAUUCUGCAGGAGGACUUCCGCAGACGCCAUAUGGGAGGCGGUGCUGCCACUAAGACUGCUGAGGGGUAUGGAGCUGCAGGGCGCGGCAAAGGAAGAGGGGGUUGGAGAGGCCGAGGCCGUGGGAGGAGCUUUGGCAGAGGUAGAGGCCGAGGUGACUAUAAUGAGGGGCAUGGAAGCUCCAGUGGCAGGGGGAGUACCAGAAUGGAGGGCACCUGCUGGUACUGCAAGAAGGUCGGGCAUCCUUGGUUCAAGUGCUUCAGCAGGCCGGAGGGAUGGGCACCUCCAGGCAUGAAGCCGCCCAGUGGUGAACGCGCACAAGGUGGCGCUGUGCAAGGCUCAGGUGCACAAGGUGAAGGUGCACAAGGUAAUGCCUAUCCUGGUUUGUUUCUUAUGGUUGAGGAUGUGCAUGGGCAUGAGGGUGAUGUGGGAUCUGUGGGAAAGGUUGUGAUGCACCCUCUCAUGCACUGGGUGAUUGAUUCGGGUUGCAUCAGUCACAUGACCCCACGGGCAGAUUUGCUUGAUGAGGUAAAACCCCCUGGGAAGAUCAAGUAUGUGGCAGCAGCGUCAGGUGCUUUGCUCCCUGUGAUUGGCGUUGGGAAUGCCAAGGUUAAGGGAGCUAAUGGGGAGCUUGUGGGGCUUGGGAAUGUUCUGCUAGUUGAAGGUUUGUCUGCUAACCUUCUCUCUGUGCGGCGACUGCAGAAGAGCAAGGCCGAAGUGACCUUUGGACCAACCAGCUGCCGUGCUAAGCUUGGGAAGAAGGUGCUGUGGAGUCUGGAAGAGGAGACCAGCUGCAUCAAGGACCUGUGGCAGCUGCCCAUCAUCCCAUGGAAUGGGAAGACUCCAACAGCAGCAACGGCAGCAGCGGCAAAGGCAACAGCAGGAGGAGAUGCAACUGCACCAAAUGAUGGGGUCCUGGAAGCAGUCAAGAAAGUGCAGAAGCAGCAGACACAUGGUGAGGUGCUUGCUGGUGUGGAUGCGAGUGCGGCAUGGGCUAAGGCUUCAUCAAGGAGUGGAGAGGCCGAUUGGGAGACAUGGCAUGAGAGGUUGUGUCAUGUGAACUUCCCUAUGCUGCAGAAGUUGGUGAAGAAUGGGAGCCUGAAGGGCUUGGAGGUGAAAGGGGAAGUGAAGGAGAUUGGGAGCUGUCCUACAUGCUUGGAGACCAAGUUCUCCAAGUUCCCCUUCAACAGCACUACAGGACCAGCCAAGACCCCACUUGCACUUGUGCACAUGGAUGUGGUGGGGCCCACAAGAGCCCCUUCCCUCUCAGGCAGCCGCUAUUUCUUGACAAUUGUAGAUGACCACACUCGGGCAGUGUGGGUUUACCCUUUGAAGAGCAAGGGGGAGGUGGCAGCGGCUGUCCUUAAGGAGUGGAUGCCUAGAGCUCAGAGGGAAUGCGGACACAAGGUGAAGGUGAUCCGUAGUGACAAUGGUGGGGAGUUCAUUGGAGCUGAUUUUGAGGGGGAGUUGAAGAGGAAGGGGAUCCAGCAUCAACUGACAGUGCCCUACAACCCACAGCAGAAUGGCGUGGCUGAGAGGUUCAACAGGACCCUGCAGGAGGGGGCACGCACUCUCCUUGGGCGUGCAGGGCUGCCUGAUCCGUUUUGGGUGUCUGCACUGAGGCAGGUCGCCCUUGUGAAGAACAGGGUGCUGGCUACAGUUGGAGAUAAGGAGUGGAUCCCAUAUGUCAAGUGGUAUGGGAGUGCUCCAGCUGUGAACAUGCUGAGGGCAUUUGGGUGCAUGGUGGUGUUUCAUGUGCCCAAGGAGAAAAGGGGGAAGUUGGAGGCUUCUGGAAGAUGGGGUGUGCACUUGGGGAUUGCAAAGGAUCACAAGGGGUGGCUGCUAUGGGACUUGACCACCCAGAAGUUGACAGUGUCAAGGGAUGUGAAGUUUCUUGAGUCCCUGUACUACAAGGAAUGGAAGCAGCAGCAACAGAAGCUUCCAUCUACACCGCUCAUUGUGGAGGCAGAUGAGGUGCAGCAGCCUUCAAGACAGGUGGAGGUUGCAGUGUCAGAGGAGGAGAUGUCUGGGGUGACUGAGGAAGGGGGAGCAGCUGAAGUGGAGCAGCAGCAGCAGCAGGAGCAGCAGCAGCAGCAUGAGUCUCCACCUCGAGUUCCACACCCGCCUGAGCGACCUAGGAGGGAUGUGCGCCCUCCGGUGAGGCUGACCUAUGGGGGAAGAGGCAAGCCAAAUGUGGUGCAGGCUGGGAGCGUGGUUGAGCAGAUUGAGGAAGAUGAGAUCGCUCACUGCUACUGGGCACCAAUCCCUGAGCCCAAGACUCGAGAGGAGGCCUUGAAUGGACCAAAUGGGGAGAAGUGGAAGGCGAGUGAGGAUGAGGAGUUCGGGUCCCUGAUUGAAAACGAGACAUGGGACCUGUGUGACUUGCCUCCUGGGAAGAAGGCAAUCACUUCCAAGAUGAUCUACAGGCACAAGUAUGGACCUGAAGGGGAGCUGACCCGCUACAAGUCUAGGCUUGUGGCACGGGGGUUUCAGCAGACAAAGGGGAAGGACUAUGAUGAGGUGUUUGCUCCUGUGGGGAAAGGAACAACACUGAGGGUGCUGUUGGCGAUAGCUGCACUCCUGGGAUGGAAGAUACGGCAGAUGGACAUUGUGACUGCCUUUCUGAAUGGGAUCAUUCUGGAGGAGGUGUACAUGAAGCAGCCAGAGGGGCUGGAUGAUGGGAGCGGCAGGGUCUGCAGGCUGAAGAAGGCCAUCUAUGGCCUUAAGCAGGCGCCUCGUGCAUGGUAUCACAAGUUGGAGGAGGCGCUGUUGGCUGGGGGUUUCAAGAAGAGUGAGUGUGACCCCAGCCUGUUCCUGCUGCAGGAGAAGGAUGAAAUCCUCAUGCUCUUGGUGUACGUGGAUGAUAUCCUUCUCUUUUCUGCAUCAACUGCUUUGCUGGACAGCGCAGAGCAGAUGCUAGAGAUGCAGUUCAAGUGUUCCAAGAUGGGUGAGGUGAAGUACUACUUGGGGAUGCAUGUGGAGAGAGAUGUGGAGAAAGGUGUGCUGAGGUUGCACCAGAGGAAGUACUGUGAGGGGCUGGCUGAAAAGUAUGGGCUGCAAGAUGGGGGAAAGCCAGCAACACCACUACCUUCGGGGUUCACUGUUGAGCCAUGUGCUGAUGAGGAGGUAGUGGGUGAUAGUGACAGGAAGCUGUUUCAUUCGAUGGUUGGGUCGCUGAAUUAUGCUGCAAAUCAUACACGGCCUGACAUUGCAUUUGCUACAUCACGACUGGCUAGCGUGGUUUCACGUCCUAGUCAUGAGCAGCUGGAAGCGGCCAAGAGGUUGGUCCGCUAUGUGAGUGCUACGGCAUCAGUGGGAUUGGAGUACAGUGGAGUGAGGCAGCGGUUGCAGAGAGGUGCCGCAGAUGUGAAGAGUGGCGAAAUGCUCUUGAGUUGCUAUACUGACGCUAGCUUCAACUCAAUGUGGUAUGGUGGAUGAUGGUUGGCAGCCAGAGGGGGAGAUUGUUGUGUGAUGUCAUCAUAUGCUAUCACAUUCUGUCUGCCUCUCAUCUCUUGUUUCAAUUCGUAUGUAUGGUUUGACUGUGUGUGAAAGAAUUUGUGUGUGGUGUGUUCUGGAGUUUGGGAAUGUGUUUUGUGUUAUUCUGUCUGAGCAGGUAUUUGUGAUGAUAGAUCUUGAGAAGAUCUUUCCGACGCAACAAGAAUCGCUUCAAUCGGAGCAAGAACGCGAAAGCUAUGAAGAUUCAAAGUUCAUGAGCUUGCGUUACAAUUGCGGCGGUUACAAAGUGAAGUUGUGGGGUGACUUUAUAUGGAGUUGGGACCUUUGGGGUUGGGGAAAUUUGUCACUCUACUGUAACAGCUGCAAAUUGGUUGGGAACAACCAAGCUAGGUUGGCAAGGGUGGCCAACUUGGAUGGAUUGGUUGGGAAGGGACAAAGGUCAAAGUUGAGGUUCCUAUAGGGAGGGAAUCUUUGUGCUUAUGGGGUUUCCUUGGUUGGGGACUCUCUUGGGACCUUCCCUCUCGUCCCUCUCCAUCUAUCCCAACCUUUCUCUUGCUCCUUCUAAUUCCUUGUGAGAUUCUUGAACCUUUUUUGAA